Molecule: messenger RNA, 1157 nt
Organism: Actinia tenebrosa (Australian red waratah sea anemone)
Lineage: Eukaryota; Metazoa; Cnidaria; Anthozoa; Actiniaria; Actiniidae
Product: inward rectifier potassium channel 2
Biological process (GO): potassium ion import across plasma membrane; regulation of monoatomic ion transmembrane transport
Cellular component (GO): plasma membrane
Molecular function (GO): inward rectifier potassium channel activity
Source: RefSeq, a predicted model, not a curated record
CGCUACACAAGAUAACACACGAUCGAUUCGAUCAGUUUGUUUUCUUUGAUUGUCUAAAAAAUAAUAAUUGUCUUUCGUCCUUUAUAUCAUUGUGCAAUCUUCAUGAGUUCCAGAGAUAAUUUGAUCGAACCGUCAGCUCAACCAGUCAAUUAUGCAACUAAUCACGACCAAAGUCUUGACGAAUCUCAAAACACAAGGCUGAUGGAAGUUCCACCAUCUUCUCCAAGUUUUGAAACAAAGCAAGACGAACUACGCUUGUUCGAGCCCAAAAAAAGACUCAUAAAUAAGAAGGGACGACUUCAAGCUAUUGCCCAGAAAGUACCGAAGAAGGCCAAGCUUUAUUUAUCGGAUGUUUUCACUACUUCGAUAGACUUGAAGUGGCACUGGGUUAUUCUUCUCUUUUGCUUGUCUUAUAUCUUGUCAUGGUUUUUCUUCGGUACUUUGUGGUGGUUUAUCGUUCUUGGUAGAGGGAAAGACGUAUGUUUAACAGAGGUUGUAACUAUGACAACAAUGUCAGUAUGUUAUCUGCUGAUAUAGGUGGUUGCAAUGGUAUUACAUGAAUAUAUUUUACUAUAGACCAUUCUCAAAACUAUGUUAAAAGUGAAGAUGUUUUAGAAAAUGAAGCAAGAAAGUGCAAAAGAAUCACAUGAUUCCUUCACAGAAGUUGUGUCUAGUCUUCAUAUCUCCUUAAAUUUCACAUUCAAGAUAUCUUUGAAAGGGGUCCRCUCCAUUAAGAUGCAACAAGAUUUACAGUUAGAGAAGUAUUUUGAUAGUCAGAGAAAAAUUAUAAUCUUGAACGUUUGUGGAAACAAAGCAUUAGGUUUUCUCUUAUCCCUAUCUAUUCAAUUGACUGUCACUCAUCUCUUUAUCUUUUCAGUUUCCACUGUCCAUUUUAAUUUCUCUUUCGCUCAUGCAGUCUGUUUCCAUUGGCUAGAUUAAAGACCAUUUGACGUUGUCUAUGGCAAACAUAAAACAUCGCCCUCCCUCUAUUAACUAUGCAUACAAGUAACAUCAGUAAAUUGACCAGUGAAUUUUUUUUUAAUUAGUAAAAAGGAAUCUUGUAUAUCUCCUAGUAGUAGGUAAACAAGAUAUCAUUUUUUGUCUUUGGUGAGAAGGUUUGCAAAAGGUAAAGUGAAAUAAAGGCGGAAAUAUGAAAA